Molecule: messenger RNA, 1234 nt
Organism: Asterias rubens (European starfish)
Lineage: Eukaryota; Metazoa; Echinodermata; Asteroidea; Forcipulatida; Asteriidae
Product: TATA-box-binding protein-like
Exons: 5
Coding region: 40-1110 (356 amino acids)
Biological process (GO): DNA-templated transcription initiation
Molecular function (GO): general transcription initiation factor activity; DNA binding
Source: RefSeq, a predicted model, not a curated record
AAAUCCCAACACAAAGACAGUUGCUUGGCUCCGACAACAAUGGCCGGAGCUGAGGCAGAUGCAGCGAUGUUGCUGUUAGAAGGCGUAAACUCGGCAGCCGAGGAAAGCAACGGCAAUUACUACGACCACGUCUUUCAGAUGAGGAAUAACUUCUUCGAGCCAGAGGAGGAAUUGGAGAUACCCGUAAAUGAGUACACUGAACAGAAUCAUCCUGAAUUAGUGGACCCUGAAACAGUGGAAGAGCCUUCAAUAACCCCAGUAGAAACUGUAGCAUCACCAGUGGAGAAGUUAAUACACGACCGUGAGCAAACCAUCCAAACGCUGAAAAGGAACCUCCCAGACCAGGAACAGUCUGUGCUAACAUCUGAUAACCAUCCGCCCAACUCAAACAAUACAGAGAAUGGUGACUCAUCAUCGCCCAGCAUUGAUAUUUUUAUCAAUAAUGUUGUGUGCACGUUUACGGUGCGGUGCCAUUUGAACUUAAAGAGGAUUGGCCAGGAAGGAAUCAAUGUUGAGUAUAGGAGAGAAUACGGGAAAGUUAAUAUGAGAUUCCGUAACCCAUCAGCCACAUGCACAAUAUGGUCCUCAGGAAAAGUGUCCAUCACAGGCAAUAAUAGUGAAGACAAUGCAAUGAAGACAGCAAGAAGGUGUGCAAGGGCUAUACAGAAGCUUGGUUUCAGGGUACGGUUUGGAAAGUUUCAAGUUGUCAAUGUGCUAGGAACGUGUGCAAUGCCAUUUGGCAUUAGGAUCGGACAGUUCUCCGAAAAACAUCCAUAUACUGCAAGCUAUGAGCCAGAGCUACAUCCAGCUGUUACAUAUAGACUCAAAUCACCUAGGGCAACCCUCAAGAUCUUCUCAACAGGGAGUAUUACAGUCACAGCACCUUGCGUGGAGAACAUCUCACUAGCCAUCCAGCAUAUAUACCCCCUGGUUGAACCCUUCGCAACCAAACUACGAGAAGACGUCAUCCACAAGAGACUAAUGAAGGGAAUGAUCAAACCAAAGAGAAGGAAGAUGGAAGACAGUGAUGAUGAAGAAGAUGAUUACGAAGAAGAGGAAGACACAGAUUCUGAAACUGACGGCGAGGAUUCCGAAGAUGAUGGUUUGUGACACCAUUUUAACAAAAGGGUAGCUGUCUAUCAACCUGCUAAGUUUUGCUUUACAAAUAUUUUCAAUUUUUAUAAAGCUUCAUGUAAUAAACCACAAGGAAACUUACCCAGUCAUUUUCCCUUGU